This is a messenger RNA of Cinara cedri, 1466 nucleotides long. Lineage: Eukaryota; Metazoa; Arthropoda; Insecta; Hemiptera; Aphididae. The record is from the annotation of a GenBank genome assembly.
GCACCGAAACCGUCCGAAAGACACAGCACCGGAACACGCACAAUAUUUCCAAGUCGUCCGAAAACUCGCACACGCAAUCAUGAACGCCGCCGCGAAAAUCGUGAGUAUAAAAACGCGGCGCCUAUAAUGUCUGUACAACGUAUAAGCUAUUAUCGCCCCCCCCCCUCCCAUCCCCCACGCUAUCGAUUAAAAGUCGCGUGAGAAUUACUUUUUUUUUUCUUCAAAACCGUUUCGGGCGUAACAUACGAAAUUGUACAGUUGAUAACGUUUGGAAAUCGGAAAAACGUCAAAACCGCACGCACUUUUAUCGUCGAAUACCGAAUAUUUUGAUUCGAACGCGUCGCUUUGCUGUCAGGUAGUCCGAUUAUUGUCCGACGCCGUUCAACACUAGUGGGGUUGCGUUACGUGCGCAUACGGGUACACUCGGCGGUGCCCACCGUGAAAUUUAUCUAAAACCCGACGGACCCGACGCGUUUUGAGUCACUGCAACGCCGACGAUGCGUGCGUAUGCGAAAACGCAUCCGCGGGGCUCGCGAUAUUGUUAUUCGUUCAUUCGGUUGUGUUUUCUCGUUUGAAUCGCGCCCGGAACGGAGUAACGUCAAGUUCCGUUCGUUUCCGACGUGGCACGUGUACGUCAGACACAAAUUGUAUUACUUGUAUCGUUGACAAUAUUAAUUUCAAACCGUACACAAAAUGAAAAACCGUUCGUCCGCGUAUUUAAUGUUUUACGCCGACCGGUAGUACGUGACAAUUUUCGCGGCAAUUUAAAAGCGAAAUGUAUUUAUUUCGCGUUUGUCCAUUUGCGGGGCGGGCGGCUGAUACUAUAAUAAUACGAUACAAUAUCCGCCCCGACAUCGGAUUACAAUUAAUUUUGUUUUUCUUUCCCCCCCCUCCAGACAUUAGCCGCAAUCGUCGUCUUCGCCUCAGCCAUCGCAAGCGCGUCCGCCAAACCGGCCGGUCUCGUGCCCGCGGUCGCUCCGGUAGCCGUGGCGCCCUACGCCAGCUCGUUCACGUCGCACAGCGUGGCCCAUUCCGUGGCCACUCCCGUAGUGCCGGCCGCCGCGCCGCUGUACGCGCCGUCCGCGCAGUACGUGGCCACCGCUCCGUACGCGGCGUCCGCUCCGUACGUGGCCACCGCUCCGUACGCGGCGUCCGCUCCGUACGUGGCAGCCUCGCCGUACGGCUACUACCCGUACGCGACGUCCGCCGUCCUGCCCGCCUACCUGUGAGUCUUGCGGCAAUCGACGACCGCGGACUACUGGCCAAACGAGACUACCAAAAAAAGACCACGGCCGCGGCGAGCAAUACGGAUUUAUCACGAUCUCGUUAAUACUCGAUGAAUGAUUUCUGUCGCAUGUAUAUAUUAUUUGUUAUGUACACAACAUAUUGUUUCUUCGUCUUUUUACGUUAACUGUAUACUUAUAAUAUUAUUAUGCUAUUAAAACAAUAUAAUACUCUCGUAAAAC